AAUCCUCAUCUUGAACCCACUUACCCACCCGCUCCAACUCAUGCUCUCCCAAAACCAUGCCGCUGCCUCUGUGCCACCACCACCAUUGCUCUCUCCCUUCCCCAGCUUUACCAGACUCCUCCUCCCCAUUCUACCUUUUCUUGUCCUAUACGCAAACUCUCCCUAAAACCCUCCUCUUUCGAAACCCUAAACCCCCCAAAUUCCUCCUACGUUGCUCCACCUCCGACCCCAAAACACUACCCAAAUCCGCUAUCCAAAGAAUUGCCGACAAGCUCCGCAGCCUUGGCUACGUCGACGAGGACCCAGGUCAGAUUCGAAGUCCCGAAAGCGAAACCCAGCCAGAAACCGUCGGCCAUGGUUCCGCCGGAGAAAUCUUCGUCCCCUUUCGCCGGCAACUGCCAAAGCACCGGGUUGGGUGCACCCUUGAUUCGAGCUGGAGCACGCCGGAGAACCCGAUGCCGGAGCCUGCGUCCGGGAGUGCGAUUGCGAGGUUCUAUGAACUGACGAAUGAAGUGAAGAAGCAGGAGAAGGAGUUGGCGAAGAAGGAUGAGGAGAAGGUGCCAAUUUUGGCUGAGCGCACACUACCGAGGAAGGAGUUGAAGAGGCUUCAGCGCAUUGGGAUUGGGAUGAAGAAGAAAUUGAAGAUUGGGAAAGCGGGGAUUACAGAGGGAAUUGUGAACGGGAUUCAUGAGCGGUGGAGGCGGUCGGAGGUUGUGAAGGUUGCGUGCGAGGAUUUGUGUAAGAUAAACAUGAAAAGGACCCAUGACUUAUUGGAGAGAAAAACUGGAGGCUUGGUUGUUUGGAGGUCUGGAAGUAAAAUAGUCUUGUACAGGGGACCCAAUUAUGAGUAUCCUUACUUCUCGUAUGAUAACAUUGCGACAAAUCACAAAUCUUCAUGCCUGGAAGAUGGAGUGCAGGACAGUAAGGAAGGCUACUUACCUGGCAUGGACAGUGUAGAAUGUACUGGGCCAAGACCAAUUGAUAAGAUGUCUCGGGCAUCCUUGAUACAAGGUGUAGGUUGUCCAAACAGAGUUCGAUUUCUACUUCCAGGGGAGGCUCAGCUUGCAGAAGAAGCUGACCAAUUGUUAGAUGGACUGGGUCCGCGGUUUACUGAUUGGUGGGGACCUGACCCUCUUCCAGUUGAUGCUGAUCUUCUACCGGAGGUUGUUCCAGGAUACAGGAGACGUUUUAGGCUUCUUCCUUAUGGCGUGAAGCCUACAUUAACGAAUGAUGAAAUGAAUACAUUAAGGAGACUUGUCCGGCCCUUACCAUGUCAUUUUGCAUUAGGGAGAAAUAGAAGACUUCAAGGAUUGGCUGCCUCCAUUGUCAAGCUCUGGGAAAAAUGCGAGAUUGCAAAAAUUGCAGUUAAGAGAGGAGUCCAAAACACUAAUAAUGAGAUGAUGGCUGAUGAAUUAAAGCGAUUGACUGGAGGAACGUUGCUUUCACGGGAUAGGGAGUUUAUAGUUUUUUACAGAGGGAAGGAUUUUUUGCCACCUGCAGUUUCUUCUGCGAUAGAAGAGAGGAGAAGGUUUGGAGUAGGCAGGGAGAAACAGAGAGUGGAUUGUGGUUCAUCAGUUUUGACUGAACAAGUGCCUAAACUGGGGACCAUAGAGCAUGCUUCUGGAGAUGAACUUGAUGGGACAAAUGGCCAGAAGCAGGCCCUCAUCCCUGAACAACGCAAGCUACGGUCCACUGAAGCAGCUAUUAAGAGAACUAGCAUUAAGUUAUCAAGGGCAUUAGAAAAGAGAGCAAAAGCAGAGAAACUUCUAUCAGAAUUGGGGAAGGGAGAAGUGCCCCAACAACCUGAAAUAGAUAAAGAGGGUAUCACUGAAGAAGAAAGAUAUAUGCUGAGGAGGGUUGGCUUGAAAAUUAAACCUUUCCUGCUACUGGGUAGAAGAGGGGUUUUUGAUGGCACAGUUGAAAAUAUGCAUCUUCAUUGGAAGUAUAGGGAACUUGUUAAGAUAUUAUGCAGCGAUAGAAGCAUUGAGGAGGUUCAUGCAGUAGCCAGGACGCUAGAGGCAGAAAGUCGAGGAAUAUUAGUGGCAGUGGAGAGAGUGAGGAAGGGUUAUGCGAUCAUUAUAUAUCGUGGAAAGAAUUAUGAACGCCCUGCUUGUUUGCGGCCUCAGACACUCUUGAAUAAAAGAGAAGCGAUGAAGCGCUCGUUAGAGGUGCAGCGUCGUCAGUCCCUUAAACUUCAUGUUUUGAAGCUGAACAGAAAUAUAGAUGGUUUGAAUCGUCAGUUGGUUAAAGAAGAGGAGAUGAAUAGGAUGUUGUCUGCUGAAGAAUCAAAACUUCACUUGGUUAAGGAGGAGAUGAAUGAUGUGCAGUCACUUGACUGUGAGAGAUUGGAUUCUGAACUUAAAGCUGAUUCUCACUGUUGUUCUUUACUUCCUGCUGGUGUUAAAGAUAAUGUGGAGGAUAAAGAAAAACAUGGUUUUGUGAAUGCGGAUGAUGGCAUGGAUGAUUCAAGGGACAAUCUAGAAAAAACUCUGCAAGAAAAGCCUGUAGAAAUUUUCUCAAAGGAAAAGGAUGAAACAGAUGAACCUGCAGAAACUGAAGUAGAGUCUUUAUCUGUGUCUGCAUCUGAAGAAACCCCCCCAAAUUCCUUGAUGUAUAUGGAUGUUGAAGGUGAUGUCUACUCUACAUCUUUACAUAAGGAUUUCAAGUCACAAGGUUCAACAAACUGCUCAGCCAGCGAAAAUGCUGAGCGUCAUGUUUUUUGUGAUAAAAAGAUUAAGCCAGCGGUUGUAUUAGAAAAUGAUUUGAAACCAUUGACUUGCGGAGGUGUUGAUGGUGGGUCUAAUGGGACACCUUUCAAAGCAGCACCUCUUUCCAAUAGAGACAGGCUGCUUCUUCGAAAGCAAGCCCUCAAGAUGAGAAAACAGCCUUUGCUUGCUAUAGGGAAGAACAACAUGGUAAGUGGUCUUGCAAGAGCAAUCAAGGCACACUUUCAGAGGCAUCCGCUAGCCAUUGUGAACGUCAAAGGCAGGACCAAAGGAACAUCUGUCCAGGAGGUGGUUUUCAAGCUGGAGCAAGCAACAGGUGCAGUUCUAGUUUCUCAAGAGCCUAGCAAAGUCAUUCUUUAUCGGGGCUGGGGAGCAGGAGGUGAACCAGGCCAUGCUGGUAAAAAGAAUACAAGAUAUGCAAGUGAACAAUCAGUUGGUGAAGCAGUUGAAGCUCGGCCCGCUGUUUCUCCUGAGCUAAUGGCAGCUAUUAGAUCUGAAUGUGGGUUGUGGGAUGAAUGAGACAAAUGGGCCACUGUCAGAAUUUCGGCAGUCCUUUAGGCAGUGGUCAUUUACCCUGUUCAUAACACGUUUCCCAUUCUGGUUCUGUGGCGUCUGUUGGGGGAUGGAAUCUUGGAUGUUUUGUUUCCCCUGGCUGCACACCACGCUGUUGAAAAAGAGCUAUAACUGGCAUAUCUGCAUGGGAAGGUGGGGGAACAUGUUAAUGCUUAGGUGCUCCUGUUCUCACUUCAUCGCUGCUCUCAUGGAGUAUACAUACAGCAUUUGGACCAUUUGCUUGUGCAUGCAAGGCAUGAGAAAGAUGGCUGACCUUUUCCUGCAAAAAAGAUUGCUGAAGGAAAACUUCCCAGGUGAAACAGAAGACAUCUUGUGGUCGUAAAUUGUGUCACCCUUGAAAUGUUUUAAACUGCCCAGCCCUCGUUGGGUUCUACUGGGCGUGGACGUUCAGCAAUGGUCCUUGUACAAUGUCAUUUUUUUCCCCCCAAUUUAGAAUGGUUCAAAUAAUAUUGUAUAGAAGUUCAAGUAGAAUAUUUGGUCAUUGAAUCCAAGGAUCAACUCCAAAAGCUGCAUUGUUUUUUUUUUUUAAAUAAUAAUAAUAUUGCUUUUAAAA
Messenger RNA from Malania oleifera, 3852 nucleotides. RefSeq names its product CRM-domain containing factor CFM2, chloroplastic. Gene Ontology annotation, molecular function: mRNA binding. Bases 57 to 3245 code for a protein of 1062 amino acids. Gene Ontology annotation, biological process: RNA splicing, via transesterification reactions. NCBI's taxonomy places the organism in Eukaryota, Viridiplantae, Streptophyta, Magnoliopsida, Santalales, Ximeniaceae. The record is from RefSeq and is a predicted model, not a curated record. The transcript has 13 exons.